AUGACUUUAAACAAGUCUUAUCCUACUAAGAAUUUAGAGAAUACGGAGAAUGAGACGAACAAAACAAAUGUAACAUUGGAACAUUAUACUGUGAAGAAAUACGAGGAGCUGAAAUAUUUACAAUUCGAUAUAGUAUAUAAUGAAUAUGUUAAGAAACAUAAUAGAAUAGUUACUGAAAUGUUAAAUUUAUCUGCUAAAUAUAAUUUAUCAGAACUUCCAAAAGUUAUUGUUACUCAACCAGACAUGGGGACGGGAUACGGAAAUCGUAUAUCUGCAAUAGUUUGUGGUUUUCUAUAUUCAUUAAUUACUGAUAGGCUAUUUUUUAUUGAUGGAUAUAAUAAUUUCGAAGAUUAUUAUGAGAAAGAUUUCGAUCAUGAUUGGAAAAUUGUUACAAACUUGUACGAAAAUAAAAAUAGUACUUCUAGAUAUAUACAUGAUUAUAAUAUAUAUAAUGACUUUCAAUUGGUGACGAGAGGAAAUAUUAGUAAUGAAGAAAUAACUUCACACAAAAUUUUAUAUGUCCGCACAUGGGAUUAUGUAUGCGCUCCAAUAACGUCAAAUCCUCAUUAUAAAAAGUGGUUUGAUAAAAUGAUACCCGAUUAUAGAGUUUUUACAGCAAUCAGUCUAAAAUUAUUAAGAUUACACCCAAAUAUUAGCAAACAAGUAGAGACUUUUGCAAAUAAUAAUUUUAACGAUUAUAUAAUAGGUAUUCAUUUAAGAGAGAAAAAGUCACCAUAUAAUAUGAUAAUACCUGUAGAGCAUUAUAGUCAAGCAGUGAAAAUGUUAUUGUUAGGAAUGAAAAACACGAAUAUAACUAUCUUUGUGGCUGCUGAUAGUAAUAAUGGUCGCAACAAAUUAGUAAAUUCACUUCGUGAAGUAUUUAAUUCUCAUAGUAAUAAUUCUAUUAAUAUAGUUCAUACUGAAGAAGAUAUGGAUUCACCAAAUCCUGUUAGUUUUAGGAACACUGGUUCAGAAGUAGGCGCUCUUAUCGAUAUGAAAUUACUUAGUUUAUGUGACGACUUGUUGAUUACAUAUGGUUCAUCAUUCGGUUUUACUGCUGCAGGAUGGUCGCGAAAAGCAUCGCGUCAAAGAGGCCCAUUUGUAGUAAUGCCAAUAAAAAACUCAAAAAAUGAUUUAUUGGUUAUAGAUAAAGUUUGGGUAUGGGGUGCUAUGUCAAAUGAGCCGUGUAUGUACUUGAGCAAAUGGCUGAUUUACUAUGAAGAUGAAGAAACCGUUAGAGUUUUUAAAACGAAUCCGUUAUGGCUACAUUAUAGUCAAUGCCAUUGGCCACAAGAUAUUAAUAUUAAAGUUUGA
Messenger RNA from Dentiscutata erythropus, 1314 nucleotides. The record is from the annotation of a GenBank genome assembly. Lineage: Eukaryota; Fungi; Glomeromycota; Glomeromycetes; Diversisporales; Gigasporaceae.